AUGCCUGCUCAAAUCAUGUCACUCGAAAAAGGGGGCACAGAGUUCCCAGCCAAGCUCACCAAACAGGUCUUUGUUUGUUCCAUCAUUGCAGCCUUUGGUGGUCUCAUGUUCGGCUAUGAUAUUGGCAUUUCAGGGGGAGUGACAUCAAUGGAUGAUUUUUUGUUGAAGUUCUUUCCAACUGUUUAUGUUAAGAAGCACAAUGCAAAAGAGGACAACUACUGCAAGUAUGAUAGCCAGUACCUCCAACUCUUCACCUCUUCUCUAUACCUGGCCGCCAUUGUUUCCAGCUACUUUGCAUCUCUGUCUUGCAAGAAACUAGGCAGGAAACCCACCAUGCAACUUGCCUCACUGUUCUUCUUCAUCGGGGCCAUUUUCAACGUCUCCGCUGUAAACCUACCUAUGUUGAUUGUAGGAAGGAUUUGUCUUGGUGUUGGAGUUGGUUUUGGCAACCAGGCAGUGCCGCUAUUCAUCUCAGAGAUUGCUCCGGCACAAUACAGAGGAGGCCUUAACAUUUGCUUUCAGUUGCUGAUCACAAUAGGCAUUUUGUUCGCGGGUGUGGUUAAUUAUUUCACUUCCCACUUGCACGCAUGGGGUUGGAGGGUUUCCCUGGGUGGAGCAGCAAUUCCCGCCAUUUUUCUUGGAUUAGGCUCCCUGAUAAUCGUAGAGACCCCCACCAGCCUAAUAGAGCGCGACAGGAAGGAGGAAGGCAUGGAGACUCUCAGAAAGAUUAGGGGAGUAAGUGAUGUUAGCAAAGAGUAUGAAGAAAUCAUACAUGCCACGGAGUUGGCCAAACAGAUUAAGCACCCUUUCCGGAACCUCAUGAAACGCUCUAGUAGGCCUCAACUCGUUUGUGGGACGAUUCUUCAAGUUUUUCAGCAGUUCACUGGCAUCAAUGUGAUCAUGUUCUACGCUCCGGUCCUCUUUCAGACAAUGGGGUUCGAGGGAGAUGCGUCUCUACUAUCAGCUGUGGUCACUGGUGGUGUUAAUGUACUAUGCACAUUGGUUGCAAAUUUUUGUGUUGAUAGACUUGGAAGAAAAAUUUUGCUUAUUGAAGCUGCUGUUCAGAUGCUCAUUGCUCAGUCUGUUAUGGGAGGAAUUCUUGCAGCGCAUUUGAAAGCUACAAACACGAUGCCAUCAACAUAUGCAACACUUGUGCUUGUCUUGAUAUGCAUUUUUGUGGGUGGUUUUGCAUGGUCAUGGGGUCCCUUGGGGUGGUUGAUUCCGAGUGAAAUAUACCCACUGGAGACUCGAACUGCCGGAUUUUUCUUUGCAGUGAGCACCAACAUGGUCUUCACCUUCAUCAUUGCUCAAGCAUUCCUCACCAUGCUAUGCCAUCUGCGAUCCGGGACCUUCUUCUUCUUCGCUGUUUGGAUUGUUAUAAUGGGCGCUUACGCAAUUUUCUUGCUGCCAGAAACAAAGGGAGUCCCUAUUGACGAAAUGAAUGAAAGAGUAUGGAAGAAGCACUGGUUUUGGAAGAGGUUUUAUAGUGAUGAGAAAGCUAGUUGCUGA
This is a messenger RNA of Cornus florida, 1509 nucleotides long. RefSeq names its product sugar transport protein 8-like. The transcript has 4 exons. The coding region runs from base 1 to 1509 and encodes 502 amino acids. Gene Ontology annotation, molecular function: monosaccharide transmembrane transporter activity. NCBI's taxonomy places the organism in Eukaryota, Viridiplantae, Streptophyta, Magnoliopsida, Cornales, Cornaceae. Gene Ontology annotation, cellular component: membrane. Gene Ontology annotation, biological process: monosaccharide transmembrane transport. The record is from RefSeq and is a predicted model, not a curated record.